This is a messenger RNA of Tachyglossus aculeatus (Australian echidna), 11143 nucleotides long. It is a transcript of the gene NBEAL1, whose product is annotated as neurobeachin like 1. The record is from RefSeq and is a predicted model, not a curated record. Gene Ontology annotation, cellular component: membrane; cytosol. NCBI's taxonomy places the organism in Eukaryota, Metazoa, Chordata, Mammalia, Monotremata, Tachyglossidae. The coding region runs from base 312 to 8477 and encodes 2721 amino acids. The transcript has 56 exons. Gene Ontology annotation, biological process: intracellular protein localization. Gene Ontology annotation, molecular function: protein kinase binding.
CCGGGCCCCGCCCCUCGGGCACUGCGCAGGCGCACUGACGGAUGGACGGGCGGUCGGGCGGACGGAGCGGAGUGAAGUGGGCGCGAGCUCCGCGGCCCUGAAGAUUUAUUUCACCUCCGAAGCGCCGCUGGGGAAGAAGUCGGAGAAGCGGUUGCAACUACCCGGGAGACGCGGCCCGUUUCUUCUCGCCACUGUGUUGAGUUUUUGCUGUAAACACUGGGAAAGUGGAAAAUAAAAUGAACGUGGUAACAUCUUGAAUACUUUUUUUUUUUUUUUUCUGGAAAAACUAAACUGGAGGAGGUAAAAGAGGAAUGGCAUCCAGAGAGAGGCUCUUUGAACUUUGGAUGCUUUAUUGUAAUAAGAAAGACCCAGAUUACCUGAAAUUAUGGCUGGACAGUUUUGUAUCCAGCUACGAGCAAUUCUUGGAUGUGGACUUUGAGAAACUGCCCACCAGGGUAGAUGAUGUACCGCCUGGAAUCUCCCUCCUUCCGGAUAAUAUUUUACAGGUUCUGAGGAUUCAGCUGCUACAAUGCGUCCAGAAAAUGGCAGAUGGGCUAGAAGAGCCCCAACAAGCCCUGUCCAUUCUGUUGGUCAAGUUCUUCAUCAUCCUUUGCAGAAAUCUGUCAAACGUGGAAGAAAUUGGUACCUGCUCCUACAUUAACCAUGUCAUCACCAUGACAACGUUUUACGUUCAGCAAUUGAAGAGCAAAACGAAGGAGAAAGAGGUGGCUGAUCAGACGGCGGUUGAAGAAUUUGUCAGACAUGCCCUGGCUUUUUGUGAGAGUCUCUAUGACCCAUAUCGCAAUUGGAGGCAGAGAAUUGCAGGAAGAAUCCUGAGUUCGGUAGAGAAGAGCAGACAGAAAUAUAAACCAGCCUGCCUUACAGUGGAGUUUAUCCCCUUUUUUUACCAGUGUUUUCAGGAAAGUGAGCAUCUCAAGGAAAGUCUCAAGUGUUGCUUGUUGCAUCUCUUCGGAGCCAUUAUAGCCGGUGGUCAGAGGAAUGCCCUCCAGGCCAUCUCCCCAGCCACCAUGGAGGUCCUCAUGCGAGUCCUGGCCGACUGUGACACCUGGGCCGACAGAGAUCCCGAGGAAGUGGGCAAAAAGGCAGAACUGACCCUCAGGUGCCUGACGGAAGUGGUGCAGAUCCUCCUGGCCAGCAGCUCGGAUCAGCGGCAGGUGGAGACCGGCACGCUCCUGGAGUUCUACUUCAAGCUCUUGAACUCAGACCAGGCCGCCCUGCCCAAGCAGAGGAGGUCCAGACAGUGGGAGAGCCGCUUCAUAGCCCUGCAAGUCCAGAUGUUAAAUACCAUCACAGCCAUGUUAGAUUGCACAGACAGGCCUGUCCUUCAGGCAAUUUUCCUAAACAGUAACUGCUUUGAACAUCUCAUUCGGCUACUGCAGAACUGCAAGCUAUUUUUAAAUGCUAACAAUAAGGUGGCAGACAAGAACGAAAAAGACCUUGCCAACAAAUUACUGACAGAAAUGAAUGAGGACCAGGUGUUUCAGGAGCAGUUGGAUAGUCUGGCCAGAUCAGCCAUUCAGGCCUUGACUGCAGUGAUGCACAAAUCCCCUGCUGCUAAGGAGGUGUUCAAAGAACGGAUCGGUUACGCCCACAUGUAUGAGGUACUGAAAUCCCUGGGCCCGCCUUCCCGAGAGCUGCUGAAAGAACUUAUGAACAUGGCCGUGGAAGGAGACCACACCUCAGUUGGGAUUCUGGGCAUUAGCAACGUCCAGCCCCUGCUGCUGCUUGUUCGGUGGCUUCCGGAGCUCCAGCCGCCCGACUUGCAGGUCUUCAUCUCCGACUGGCUGAAGCGGAUCUGCUGUAUCAACAGGCAGAGCCGGACUACGUGCGUCAACGCCCACAUGGGCGUCCGAAUCAUCGAGACCCUGGGCGCCCACGCCUCCCUCCAUCGCCUGUGCGCGGAGAACCUGAUCGCCCUCCAGGGCUCUCUGGGGAGCCAGUCGAUGAGUUCCGAAGAGCUCCACAACUUCAUCCGGCUGCUCCGGGUUGACGAGCCGAAGCAGCAGGGUCACCCGUACGCCGUCCCGGUGAUGCGGGCCCUCCUGGCGAUGGCUCGCAGGCAGAGCCUGGAGAGCGCGCUGCAGUAUUUCGACCUGUCCCACGGCAUGGCGGGCAUCUCGGUGCCGUCCAUUCCGAGGUGGCCGGGCUCUGCUUUCUCCUUCAAUGCUUGGCUGUGCCUCGACCAGGACCAGUUGACCGCUGGCCUUUCCGGCAAGGGCGGAAAGAGAAAGCAACUGUACAGUUUUUUUACAGGAAAUGGCAUGGGUUUUGAAGCCUUUAUCACUACUUCUGGAAUGCUGGUGGUAGCGGUGUGUACCAAAAGAGAGUAUGCAACAGUUGUCCUUCCUGAGCAUAGUUUCUGCGACUCCCUCUGGCACAACAUCACGAUUGUUCACAUGCCGGGCAAGAGGCCCUUUGGUCAGAGCCUUGUCUUCAUCUACGUGAACGGACAGCAGAAGGUCUCUGCUCCCCUCAGGUUUCCGGCCAUGAAUGAACCCUUUACUUCGUGCUGCAUCGGCUCCGCCGGGCAGAGGACCACCACUCCUCCUCCGUCCCAGAUCCCCGACCCUCCGUUCUCUUCCCCCGUCACCCCUCACCGGACGUCCUUCGGAGGGAUUCUGUCCUCGGCCACCUGGGGUGGGACGGUUGAGAAAACAGAAGCGAUCACCAAAUUGAUCUCAGCCGGGACCCAGGACAGCGAGUGGGGCUGUCCCACAUCCCUCGAGGGUCAACUUGGAUCGGUCAUCGUCUUCCACGAAGCACUGCAGCCCCCUCAGAUUAAGGCCUUGUAUUUGGCAGGCCCAAACUGUUUAAGUCCUUGGAAAUUCCAAGAGUCCGAAGCGGCAGAUCUGCCUAAUAAAGUGCUUCUACACUACACACCAAAGGCCUGCAAAAAUCCAAUCUGCCUCGAUCUGUCCAUCAAUUGUUUACAUGGAAGAUUAACGGGAAACAAAGUAGUGAACUGGGACAUCAAGGAUAUGAUCAACUGCAUAGGUGGCUUGAAUGUGCUGUUCCCACUUUUGGAGCAAAUCAGUGUUCUUAGCGGACAGAUGCCGGAAAAAAACCGGGAAAGUAUCACCCCUGAACCAGCCACCCCCAUUGAAGGGGAUUGGGUGGUGUUAUCUUCCACAAAGGCCUCAGAGUCACGGCUGGAGAAGAAUUUUGUGGCCACUUUUAUCUUAAUGGUGAAGCACUUUAUUCAAAGACACCCCAUCAAUCAGGAGAACCUCAUUCACUCCCACGGUGUUGCCACUCUAGGGGCCUUGCUGCAGAAGGUACCAAGCAGCUUGAUGGAUGUGAAUGUUUUAGUGGCUGUGCAGCUACUAAUUGAACAGGUUUCAGUGGAGAAAAACAUGCAACUUCUGCAGCAGAUGUAUCAGCACCUACUCUUUGACUUCCGUAUCUGGAAUCGUGGAGAUUUUCCCUUUCGGAUCGGACACAUACAGUACCUUUCCACCAUCAUCAAAGACAGCCGGAGGGUCUUCCGAAAGAAAUUUGGUGUACAGUUUCUCUUAGACACGCUCAGGAUUUAUUAUGGGAGUGUCUUCAAAGAGAACGAACUGUCUCCGGAUGAUAUCCGAACCAUAAGAACUUCUCUGUAUGGAUUGAUCAAAUAUUUCCUAAGUAAAGGUGGGACUCAUGAAGAAAUACAGAGCGUCAUGGGAUACAUAGCUGCCACCAGUGAUGAAGAACAGCUUUGUGGGAUUCUGGAUAUUCUCUUCAACCUGCUUCAUACCAGCCCUACUCGAGAUCAGCUUUUUUUAUUGCUCUUUGAGCCAGGAAACGCUGAUAUCCUCUAUGCCCUGCUGUUAAAUCAACGAUACUCUGAUAGACUAAGAGAGUACAUUUUUAAGAUUGUGGAGCAGAUGCUGAAAUGCACUAAAGUAUAUGAACGGAGUAAGCAGAGAAUUAGACUCAGAGAAGUGGGUUACUCAGGGCUGGGACUCCUGCUGAACGAUGCACCAAUUCAUAUUUCGCUUAUAAAAAGCCUUCUUAAUCAAGUCCUCAAUACAGACCCAGCUGUGAAUUUUAAAGACCUUCUAGCCGUAAUAUAUUUGUCCCAUCGAACAGCUGUGAACUUCAGGGUGGCUAUCUGUAGAAAGGUUUUACAGAUUUUGCGGUUGCAACCGGAUGCAGCCCAGCAGAUCUCUCAACAAGUGGGUUGGCAGGAGACUUUGGUUCGACUUUUCCUCAAAGAAAAUUUUGAAACCCGAAACACCCUCAAGCAAAGCAGAACCGAUCCCGGAAAGGACGAAGACCAGAAAUUAGCUGUUGAAGACUUCCAGAAGCAUUGCAUUGAAAAGGGAGAUCGGGAAAAAACCGGCAGCUUUACCUCAACUAACGCGUCCUUGGAUCGGUGGUCCUUGGAAGAUGGAGCCUCCUUGGACUCAAAUGCUCACGGGUUGGUCGACGAUAACUCCGGGGCCGAGACGCCUUACCGAUCAGAGGACCGAGAAGAGUUGUGGCAUAAUAAUCCUUCUCGGUUGAGCUUAGAUCUCACCGGAAUGGACUCGUAUGAAUUAAGUGAUAGUGGAAGUCAGAUACCCGACAGUUUACCUAGCACACCAUCACCGGUAGAGUCUUCUAAACCCUUUUCUCUGCAACCUGAAAAAGAGUCCAGCGUCACGGAUGAUCUGGGAUUCGGCGAUGACCUUUCAUUAUUUGAGAGCUCAGAGGGAUGUGAAGAAGAGCUUCUGCGCAUCCUGACAAAUAUCCUGCAUUGUGUCAUGUGCAAAGGAUUGGAGAAGUCUGACGCUGCCGCUUGGAUAGAGAGGGGACAAGUGUUUUCUGCGCUAGCUAAACCAGGAAUCUCCAGUGAGCUUCUGCGACCUUCAGAUGAAAUCAAACUCAACUUGCUAGAGAAGAUGUUGGAGUGGGCCGUCUCCGAAAACAGGGAGACCAAAGUCAGCGCCGCAAACGCCGAAAAUGCGUAUCGACUUCUGCUCAUCGUACAGGAUUUUCUCCAGGCCGAAGGACUUGUCAACACAAGCCUGUGGAGUGAAAAGCUUUUAGAAGAAAUGAUGCCACUGUUUGACAGUUUGGCAGCCUGGUAUUCUGAGAGCCCAGAGUGGGUGAAAUUGUCUCAGGUCCAAAUCCAACUGCUUCUUGGAUUCAUUGAGAAGGAUAAUUUGCAGGUUUGUGCCAUGGCGUCAGCCAAGCUCAACACCCUUCUGCAGACCAAAGUGAUCGAGAACCAGUCCGAGGCCUGCUACCUGUUGGGGAAGCUGGAACACAUCCUGAGGCGAUCCAUCAAGGAACAGACAGAAAUCUACUCUUUCCUGAUCCCCCUGGUCCGGACCCUAGUGUCGAAAAUUCACGAGCUGCUCUUCAUGUACCUUCACCUGCCCUCCCUACCUCUCACCAACGGUAGCCCCUCAUUUUUUGAGGACUUCCAGGAAUACUGCAGAUCAAGCGAAUGGCAAGUUUACAUCGAGAAAUACAUUGUUCCGUACAUGAAGCAGUUUGAAGCCAGCACCUUCAGUGAUGGACAGGAGAAUAUGGCACGCUAUUGGAAAGACUGUUAUGAAGCUUUAAUGGUAAAUAUGCACAAGCGAGACAGAGAAGGAGGAGAAAGCAAACUGAAAUUUCAGGAAUGUUUUGUGGAGCCAUUUACCCGGAAAGCGCGCCAGGAAAACUUGCGGUACAACAGCAUGCUUAAACAACUGAGCAGCCAACGCGUAGCUACUCUGAGGCAAUGGAAGGCAGCCCAGCUCUAUCUGACGUGCGAUCAGGGCCCCUGGGCUGAAAGGAAACAGAAUCCUAUUCACUGGAAACUUGCCAAUGUGGAAAACUAUUCCCGCAUGAGGUUAAAACUGGUGCAGAAUUACAACUUCAACACUCACCAAGAGGCCAGCGAUCUGAGAGACAAUCUAGGAGUCCCGCAGUCCCAGCCCUCGAGCGAGUCACUGCUUCUGGAGGUGGUGAAACAGGUCAAGGUCAACGAUGUGGAAGAGGAUCAAUUAGACCUUCCCGAAGAGGAUAUGACAGCCAGAGCCAACGUAGAUGAGAAGGAUGAAGAGAGUCAGAAAGAAAAACUGAUGCUGUCGGAAGACUGCGAACUCAUCACCGUUAUCGACGUGAUCCCGGGCCGAUUAGAAGUCACCACUCGGCACGUCUACUUCCACGAUAGCAGCAUUGAAAAAGAAGACGGGAUAGGGUUUGAUUUCAAAUGGCCCCUCUCUCAAGUCCGAGAGAUCCACCUGCGGCGAUACAACCUGAGAAGGUCCGCCCUGGAGAUCUUCCUCAUCGAUCAGUCUAACUGCUUUCUCAAUUUCAAAAAGGAGGUCAGAAAUAAAGUGUACAGUCGACUUUUGUCUCUUCGCUCCCCAAAUAUUUAUGGGACCCGAUCACCUCAGGAGCUAUUUAAAGCAUCAGGAUUGACACAGAAAUGGAUCAACAGAGAGAUAUCAAAUUUUGAUUACCUCAUUCAGUUGAACACUAUGGCAGGACGAACUUAUAACGACCUUGCCCAGUAUCCUGUGUUUCCUUGGAUCCUGCGGGAUUAUACUUCCGAAGAGUUGGAUUUGAAUAACCCCGCCGUGUUUCGAGACCUCUCCAAACCCAUUGGGGUGGUGAAUGAAAAGAACGCCAAAGCUAUGCAAGAAAAGUAUGAAAAUUUUGAGGACCCCAUGGGGACAAUUGACAAGUUUCACUAUGGAACGCACUAUUCCAAUUCCGCCGGGGUCAUGCAUUACCUGAUUCGCGUGGAGCCCUUCACGACGCUGCACGUCCAGCUGCAGAGUGGCAGGUUCGAUUGUGCGGAUCGGCAGUUUCAUUCUAUUCCUGCCACGUGGCAGGCUCUUAUGGAUAACCCGUACGAUGUCAAAGAGCUUAUUCCUGAAUUCUUCUACUUCCCAGAGUUCUUGGAAAAUCAGAAUCAAUUUAAUUUGGGCCGACUGCAAGUCUCCAAAGAACUAGUGAAUGAUGUGGUUCUCCCCAAGUGGGCCCGUUCACCUGAAGAUUUCAUCUACAAACAUAGGAAAGCUCUGGAAUCAGAGUACGUCUCUGCUCAUCUCCACGAGUGGAUAGAUUUAAUUUUCGGCUAUAAACAGAGGGGGCCGGCUGCAGUGGAAGCCCUCAAUGUGUUUUACUACUGUAGUUAUGAAGGAGCUGUGGAUCUGGAUGCCUUAACUGAUGAGAAAGAAAGGAAAGCUUUAGAAGGGAUGAUUAAUAAUUUUGGGCAAACACCCUGUCAGCUGUUAAAGGAGCCUCACCCUCCAAGAUUAUCGGCAGAGGAAGUAGUGCAGAGACAGACUAAAAUAGACGUCUGUACCCUGAACUUAUUCCAGCACCUUCCUGAGCUCAAGUCAUUCUUCAUAGAGGGAAUCAGUGACGGUGUUCCAUUAGUGAAGGCUGUUGUCCCCAGAAACCAGUCUCGUUCUUUUAUGUCUCAGGGGAGCCCAGAGCUAUUGGUAACCGCCAGCAUGAACUGCAUUAUUGGGACUCAUGGGUGGCUGCCUUACGACCGAAAUAUCUCGAACUACUUUACUUUCAUCAAAGAUCAAACCGUAACAAACCCGAAAACCCAACGAAGCAUGAACGGGCCUUUUGCGCCCGGGCUGGAGAUCACGUCCAAAUUAUUUGUGGUUUCCCAUGAUGCAAAGCUGCUGUUCAGUGCAGGACAUUGGGACAACAGCAUCCGAGUGACGUCGCUCACCAAAGGCAAAUUGAUCGCACAGCACGAGAGGCACAUGGAUGUGGUGACCUGCUUAGCUACAGAUUACUGUGGGAUACAUCUGAUUUCCGGUUCCAGAGACACAACGUGCAUGAUUUGGCAAAUUGCCCAGCAGGGAGGCGUUCCGGUGGGUUUAGCCACUAAACCCUUUCAGAUACUCUACGGACACACAGAUGAAAUAUCGAGCGUUGGUAUCAGCACUGAGCUAGACAUGGCAGUGUCAGGAGCAAGGGAUGGCACUGUAAUUAUUCAUACCAUUCAGAAGGGCCAAUAUAUGCGGACUUUGCGACCACCCUGCGAAAGCUCUCUGCUGCUGACCGUCCCCAGCUUGGCUCUGUCGUGGGAAGGGCAUAUUGUUGUCUGCACCAGCGUAGAAGGCACGACCAACUUCAAGGAUAAGAAUGCUUUACACCUAUUUUCGGUAAAUGGAAAGUAUCUAGGCUCUGAGAGCUUGCAGGAAGAAGUGUUGGAUAUGUGUGUAGCUGGAGAGCACAUCGUCAUGGGCAGCUUGCAAGGCUUCCUCUCCAUUCGCAACCUCCACAGCUUGAAUCUCAGCAUCUCUCCGUUAGCCAUGAGACUACCCAUCCACUGUGUUUCGGUUACCAAAGAGUACAGCCACAUCCUUGUAGGACUGGAAGAUGGCAAGUUGAUUAUUGUUGGCGUUGGCAAACCAGCAGAGGUGCGUUCGGGUCAGCUAUCCCGAAAACUCUGGGGCUCCAGCAAGCGACUCAGCCAGAUUUCAGCCGGGGAGACGGAGUAUAACACUCAAGAGGCCAAGUGAUUGCUGCUUCUGUCGUCUGCCUAACACCUAGAAACUUGAUGUAUUUGCUAGUCGCUUUAAACAUAUCUCUCAACUUCCUGAUGGCUGUUUCAGGGUGUGAUCACAUCAAAAUUUGGCACGUGCCUAGUACGUUUAGAAGCACGCAGGCUGUAUUGUCACGUUUUACACUUUGGGCCUGAUUUCCUUGAACCCAAAUGCUUUUCCAAGUUACAGUGAAGUCUGAGAUGACUUGAAGGGUGUGACAUUCCCCAUGCUAGUCAGACACUUCCAACUUUCUUCAAGUACAGCAGAAGAAAGUGAACAAAAUGCCUCCCUCAGCUAGGUAGGUACCUCACAGCCCAGGCGGGAAAUUUGCAAUUACUUCAACAGUUAAUGUCUCGAUGUCUCUGGGUUGGUGGAGAGAUGUGAAUUGAAACGUGUUCUGCCGGCUGAUCAUCUUGCUGUUCUCUGAUCACGUCACUAGUUUAAGUCUUCCUUUCCGUGGUUCUGCUGCUAGAUGUUCCCAAACUGUAUUUGUUUAGUUAAAGCCCUAGGAUGAUUGAGUGAACCAAAAGGAAACGAAGAACAGAGACAGGUGUUCCAGCCUACUCUGGAAAAGUAUCUCUGAGUACUCAAGUGUGUGGAGGAUUCUGAAACGAAAAAAAAAGCAAGGUACAUUUUCAAAAUUGAUGUUUCGUCUCCUAUAUGCAAUAGUUGCUAGAUCUGUUUUUGGCCUAUCAACUGUAUUGCACUUCUGGAAGGGUAUGGGAAUUCUGGGUUCUGUAUGUAUUAAGCAAUUAACCCAUUAACAGAGGUUUGUUAGAUUUUUGUCCACCUCGUCAUUGCUUGUAAAUCUGUUAGAAAGCCGUGAGCCUGAAUCUUGCCAUCGCACAGAAAGUAAUUCAUUGGAAUUCCAGACAGCAAUUCCCAGUGGACAAUAUUCAUGUUUGAUUUAGGUAUACGGUUAAUCUCAUUACCUUAGAUUUUCAGAAACCGAAGACUAAGUAUUUCCUUCUCACGAAUUUCAGUGAGGAGUUCAUUUGGGAUGGAAAGGCCUUAGUUGUUGAAACUAAUGAUCACUUAGGGUCCAACCCUUUCUGAUUUACUGCAGUGUGCUGCUUUUACAUUUAAUUGAAAAGAAGUCAUUUGCCUAGUGAUGUUCUUCCAAUUACCCUGCAAGGCCUUACCUCUUAAAUGUAGUUAGUUCCUUCUGGGAUACCUUUUCCCCCCAAAAGACUCCGCUGUGUCCACAAGACAUUCCCAUUCCAGAAAUUUGAAAAUAAAGGCUGGAAGCUUGAUAGCUGAUUAUGAAUUGUCAUAAUAUCCAGGAAUUGACCACCACUAUGGAGAGCUAGCCACAAGGAUCAGACUUAGAGCGUGGAGGAGUGCUAUCUUGGGAGGUCUCCGUCCGGAGUUCAGAAACCAAACACGAUUCUGUAAAAUUGGUUCUGGGCUUGAGGAGAGUGGAGUAGGAUCCGGUGAGAAAAUGCGUUAUUGCUUAUUGUCAUUUUCUUGCCAAAUGGCCGUGUUUGUAAAGAGGUGUCCAAACAGAAAUCGGCCAAGAAUCACGGUUUGGGGAGGGAGAGAUGUUGUUUCCAACAAUUUAUUGUGUUCUCAUUUUCCAAGACCUUUUUAAGUAGUCUUACUUUGGAUUUCAGUUUUAAUGUUUUGGUUUAAGAGAAGGUUAGAAGCCAGCAUACUCCUGGUGGUUGAUUUCAACUUAAAUGAAAGAUGGGUAUGCUCAGCAGAUAUUUAAUUAAAUCUCUGAAGAUUUUCUUUUGGUCAUUAUAAAGAGAAAUUGAAGGGUGCCUAGGUUAUAGAUCUGUUAUUUAUUUUGGUUGCCUGUAGAAAUUAGUGAAGGACGUUGACCCGAGGUUAGCAGGGUCGUUCACAAAGAUUUAUCUUUUGACAUGGUGGUACAUCGGGCUUUUGUAGCAUAAAGGUCAGAUGUGUUUUUGCAGUUCAGUUGGAGAGAGAUGAUUCAAGACUACACAGAAGUAGGCACCUCAAGCCUCAGGUAUUUGACGGCAUUGAGGGGUCAUAGGGUGGAAGAGCAGCAUGGUAUUCGGAGGCUGGAAGGUGGGGCCAUCCCUGAGGCAAUGCUGCAGGGACUGUAAGCUCCUUGAGGGUGGGGAUCAUAGCUACCAACUCUGUCAUACUGUACUUUCCCAAGCGCUUAAUACAGCGCUCUGCUCACAGUAAACACUCAAUAAAAUGCCAGUGAUAACGCUGACAGACUCUCCCAGCCCAUCUCAUUAGCCCCAGGGGGUUCUCAGACUCACACUGGGACUCCUCAACCGAUAGAUCAAUCAGUGGUGUUUAUUGAGCGCUUACCGUGUACCAAAAACUGUACUCAAUGCUUGAGAGCGUACGAUGCAAUAAAGGAGGCAGACCUCAUUUUUGUCAAAAGGAGCUUUCAGAUGAGUGAGACAACCUGAUUACCUUGUAUCCCCCCAGUGCUUAGAACAGUGGUUGGCACAUAGUAAGCACUUAACAAAUGCCAUCAUUAUUAUUAUUAUUAUCUUGAGUGGGGGAGAUAGGCAUGAAAAUAAGUUACAGAUGGGAAGAUACAUAAGGGCUGUCCGAGAAGAUUUUUGUAUAAGUCAAACUGGGGUCCUCUUCAAGUCUGAGAUAAUAGUAAUGGUACUUAAGCGCUUACUGUGUGCCAAGCACUAUUCUAAGUCCUG